AUGUCAGCUACAGAACAGAAAGUACCCCAAGAAACUCAAGCUCCAGCAGCUGAAGAGCUGAUUAUCAGAUCACUCGAAGAGGAUGACGAAUUUGAGGAUUUUCCAGAUAACGAUUCAAAAUGGGUCGCCGAUGCCAAAUUGAAGGAAGAAGCACUUUGGGAACAAGAUUGGGACGAUGAUGAUAACCAAGACGAAUUUUCACAAAAGUUGAGGGAGGAAUUGAUAAAAUCACAGAAAACAGCAAACUAA
Molecule: messenger RNA, 249 nt
Organism: Lodderomyces theae
Lineage: Eukaryota; Fungi; Ascomycota; Pichiomycetes; Serinales; Debaryomycetaceae
Product: proteasome regulatory particle lid subunit
Exons: 1
Coding region: 1-249 (82 amino acids)
Biological process (GO): double-strand break repair via homologous recombination; mRNA export from nucleus; proteasome assembly
Cellular component (GO): proteasome regulatory particle, lid subcomplex; proteasome complex
Source: RefSeq, a predicted model, not a curated record